Cajanus cajan (pigeon pea) is the source of this 1087-nucleotide messenger RNA. Its product is annotated as auxin-responsive protein IAA17. NCBI's taxonomy places the organism in Eukaryota, Viridiplantae, Streptophyta, Magnoliopsida, Fabales, Fabaceae. Gene Ontology annotation, biological process: regulation of DNA-templated transcription. The record is from RefSeq and is a predicted model, not a curated record. Gene Ontology annotation, cellular component: nucleus.
ACGUUGCGGAAGAAACAACAAAGCUUUCUUAAUAUCAUACACUUUGGUCUCUCUCUCAAUUUUCAACUCAUUAAGACAAAGUAAAAGAGAUAGUCAUAGCAGCAAACAAGGAAAAGGCACACGACCAAACUAAAACUACUAGGCGAGUUUGAACGUGGAAAAUUAAUUGUGAGCAGAAAUAAUGUCAUCAGAAAGUGGCAUCCACUCUUCCUCCUCCUUGGAAUCUCACGCCGUUGAUUGUAACUUGAAGGAAACAGAGCUCACGCUGGGUCUUCCCGGUACCAAAACUGGCUCAAAACGUGCCUUCUCCGACACCCUUCUUCAUCUCGCCACUUCUCAAAACAAAAUCUUGCGCCCCACCUCCAAGGAACAAGUGGUGGGGUGGCCACCGGUGAGGGCAAGCAGAAAGAAUGUUCUGAAGAGUUGCAAAUUCGUGAAGGUAGCUGUAGAUGGAGCUCCAUAUCUAAGAAAAGUGGAUCUUGAAAUGUACGAUAGUUAUGAGCAUUUGAUGAGGGAAUUAGAGACCAUGUUUUGUGGCCUAGCCAUUCGUAAUCAUUUGAUGAAUGAGAGGAAACUGAUGGAGUCCGGAAAUGGAAUGGAAUACAUGCCAACCUAUGAGGAUAAGGAUGGUGACUGGAUGUUGGUUGGGGAUGUACCAUGGAAGAUGUUUGUUGAAUCAUGCAAAAGGAUAAGACUUAUGAUAAGCUCAGAGGUCAUCGGCUUAGGUACGAGGUUUGGUUCAAAAUGUAGGAGUUCCACCUAGAAGAAGAAUAAUUAGUGUAAUGAUCAUAAGCUCUAUGAGAACAGUUUCAAAGUGUACAAGUUUCGGCCAGUUAGAAAUUAAAUCUAGGAUAAUGAAAUUAAAUAUCUAUGGUGCUUAGCAUGUACAUGUCCCUUUAGCACCUCUAGUUAGUUAAUUUUUCUUUGACUUGAAAAGAACUAGCUAAAACCUAAGACUGAUCUCUAUAUUAGUGAUAUGAAAAGGAAAAAAAAUAAAUAAAUGAGGCUGGCAUGUAAUUAAUAAUAUUAUGAUCUUCAUUAUAAGAGUGUGCAUGUAAUGUAAUGUAGUGACUUCGGCUUUGUGCUA